CUCCUCUCUCGCUCCCCCCUGAAGCAAGGAAGCACUUUCCGUUCCAAAUAAAUAAAAGUCGCUUCUUGCAGUCGCUACAAUAUGGUUCUCCAAAACGAUAUUGAUCUGUUGAAUCCUCCUGCUGAGCUUGAGAAGAAGAAGCAUAAACUCAAGCGCCUUGUUCAAUCUCCUAAUUCUUUUUUCAUGGAUGUCAAAUGUCAGGGAUGUUUCAACAUAACCACCGUUUUUAGUCACUCGCAAACUGUUGUGGUGUGCGGUAACUGCCAGACGGUUCUAUGCCAGCCUACUGGUGGUAGGGCUAGACUCACUGAGGGUUGUUCUUUUAGGAGAAAGUCGGAGUGAUGGCACUGCACUUAUCCGGAAUUUGGCUGUUAAGAUGAAAGACCCUUUUUGUGUUUAUUCUUGAAUGAGGAAUGAACAAAUUCAUCUGUUUUCAUAUCUUAAUUUUGGUAGUGGUUUAAAGUAUUUUGACUAUACAUGUUUAUGCUUCAAAGUUAGAAUUGCAUAAUGUACCGGAUGUGGUUUCGUUUUUGUUUUUGUUUU
This is a messenger RNA of Rubroshorea leprosula, 543 nucleotides long. The record is from the annotation of a GenBank genome assembly. Lineage: Eukaryota; Viridiplantae; Streptophyta; Magnoliopsida; Malvales; Dipterocarpaceae.